This is a messenger RNA of Glycine soja, 2510 nucleotides long. RefSeq lists its product as uncharacterized. Bases 132 to 2225 code for a protein of 697 amino acids. The record is from RefSeq and is a predicted model, not a curated record. Gene Ontology annotation, molecular function: protein kinase activity; ATP binding. Gene Ontology annotation, biological process: protein phosphorylation. The transcript has 21 exons. Lineage: Eukaryota; Viridiplantae; Streptophyta; Magnoliopsida; Fabales; Fabaceae.
ACAAAAUAUUUGAGGUCACCAAUUGAGGACACUAGAACCAUAACAAAUUUCAAAUGCGCAUACAAAAUUUUCUUCCACUCUUCAAAACCACGCGAAUUCUAAUCUGAACUUCAACACUCCGAAGAACAAAAAUGCUACUCCUUCCCGUGCUUUCUCUCUCUCCCUCCUUCCCCUCUCUCGCUUCGAACCGUUAUCUCCAAUUUCGACCUCGUCGGAGCCGCCGCGUCGUCCGAUGCGCCGCCCCGGAUUCCGGUGGCGAUGAGUUCACGGCGAAGUCGGGGUACCUGUUCGAGCUGAGCGCCACGGAGGCGGAUUCGCUGGGGGAAUACCGGAUACCGAAAAUCGCGGCCGUAUACUCGCGGAAGCCUCUGCUCGUGGCUCGCCGCUUGGUGCAGACCGGCGUCGCGUUCGGGAAGUGGUUCGGUCUCCGCUACAUCGAUACUCUCUUGGACCGCUCCGAGUCAAUGUUUCAGGUUAGAGCUGCAGAGCUGAGGAAGAUAUUGGUGGAGCUUGGGCCGGCAUAUAUCAAAAUUGCCCAGGCUAUAUCAUCCCGUGCUGAUUUGAUACCACCAUCAUAUCUAGAUGAGCUUUCACUGCUACAAGAUCGAAUAAGUCCAUUUUCCUCUGAAGUUGCUUUCAGUAUGAUAGAACAAGAACUGGGUUUAUCUUUGGUAGAACUUUUCUCAGAGAUUUCACCUGAGCCAGUAGCUGCUGCAUCCCUUGGGCAGGUUUAUCAAGCUAGGCUUCGCAAAACAGGACAGGUUGUUGCUGUUAAAGUGCAAAGACCAGGAGUUCAAGCAGCAAUUUCCCUUGACAUAUUAAUCUUGCGUUUUAUGGCAGGAUUGAUUAGGAGAGCUGGCAAGUUUAAUACAGAUCUUCAGGCAGUUGUUGAUGAGUGGGCAUCAAGUCUUUUCCGGGAGAUGGACUACAAUAAUGAAGCAAGCAAUGGUAUCAAGUUCAGGAACUUAUAUGGUUCUAUACCAGAUGUGGUGGUUCCAUUAAUGUAUACGGAAUACACUACUCGCAAGGUCCUAGUUAUGGAAUGGAUUGAGGGGGAAAAGUUGUCUGAAGUGAAGGAUCUCUACCUGAUUGAGGUAGGAGUUUACUGCUCAUUCAAUCAACUUCUUGAGUGUGGGUUCUAUCAUGCAGAUCCACACCCUGGAAAUCUUCUUCGGACAUAUGAUGGAAAAUUGGCUUAUUUAGAUUUUGGUAUGACUGGUGAGUUCAAACAAGAAUUACGCGACGGAUUCAUCGAAGCUUGUCUACAUCUUGUAAACCGUGAUUUUGAUGCAUUGGCCAAGGACUUUGUCACUCUUGGGCUUCUUCCACCAACUGCAGACAAAGAAGCUGUUACAAAGGCUUUGACAGGGGUCUUCCAAAAUGCUGUUGCCAAAGGAGUUAGCAAUAUCAGCUUUGGAGACCUUUUAGGAAACUUAGGAACCACCAUGUAUAAAUUCAAAUUUAGGAUACCAUCAUACUUCUCUCUGGUCAUUAGAAGCCUUGCUGUACUGGAAGGAAUUGCAAUCAGCUUUAACCCUGAGUACAAAGUUUUGGGUAGUACUUACCCUUGGAUUGCUCGAAAAGUACUUACUGACAACUCUCCUCAGCUUAAAUCUUCUUUAGAGACCCUUCUUUAUAAGGAUGGAGUUUUUAGAAUAGACCGUCUAGAGUCUUUGGUGACAGAGUCUCUCCGUGCCAAAACAGAAAAGGCCAUAGUAAAACAAACUGAAGGCACUGAUUCGACAAUGGUUAUGAAGGAAAUUCUUUCUUUUACACUAACAGAAAAGGGUGAAUUUGUAAGGGAAAUAAUUGUUCAAGAAUUUGCUAAAGGUUUAGAUGCACUUGGUCUAGCAACCAUGGAGACAGCUGCUGCCAGAGUUCCUUUCAGUAGUUUCUUUUAUUCCCCUUUAAUGACUAAAGAAGAUAUAAUCAACUUGAGAAACUUCCGACGCCUUAUGCUAUUGCUGUUGGGGGCCAGAAGAAAAGAAGAAUCCAGUACAGAAAGCAGACAGGCGAGUCCUGACAAGAAUCAAAUACUGUACAUGGAGGAGUUGUCGUUAGUUUUAAAUCAAGUUGAAUCCAUUCAAGACAUUCUUCCUAUAAUUUCUGUCAUUCUUGAGCUCCCACCAGAAUCCCAGCAGCAAUUGCUUCAAUUGCCAGUUAACUUGGUUAGAAAGUUAAUAUCUCGUGCUGCUGCAAGAACUGUAAGGAGGGCCUUUUUAUAACAUGGAUGAAGUAGCUGAAGCUGAAAUCUUUUUGUACUUCUCAACAAGUGACCGGAGAACAUUGAAAAAUAAAUAAGGCUUUAUGACAAGGCCUUUAAUCCUUAAUGCUUCAAUACACUGUUGAUUCAACAACAUAUUCUUCGCUUUCAAUUUCAUUUUUUUUUUAUUAAUUUUAUCUUCGUUGUAAGUAUUUAUAGGUUUGCUUUUUCAAAUGGUUGUAAGGUAGUUAGGACUAUAGAAAACUAAAGUUUAAUAUAAGAAUUCAUAUUUUGUUCCAAAUAGUAA